Molecule: messenger RNA, 967 nt
Organism: Macrosteles quadrilineatus (aster leafhopper)
Lineage: Eukaryota; Metazoa; Arthropoda; Insecta; Hemiptera; Cicadellidae
Product: programmed cell death protein 10-like
Exons: 5
Coding region: 184-816 (210 amino acids)
Biological process (GO): positive regulation of MAP kinase activity; regulation of Golgi organization
Cellular component (GO): FAR/SIP/STRIPAK complex; Golgi apparatus
Molecular function (GO): protein kinase binding
Source: RefSeq, a predicted model, not a curated record
UGUCAGUGUCAGUCACUUCACUUCAGUAUUCAUUCACUUCCCAAAUCAAAUUAGUUAUGUUGUUUCCCCUUUUUAGAGUAUAAUAUACAUAUUUUAUGUCCUUAGUAGUGUAUUUGAUUAAUGCUUGAAUACUUACUUUAUAUUUGAGUAAAUUAACUCGAGUUGUUGUAACAGCGUACAACAAUGACAAUGGGAGAUGAGACACCAGUUACUUCACUAGUUCUUCCUGUACUGAUACGUCCCAUUUUGUCUCAGUUGGAGAGAAGGGAUGGAGUUGCAUCUCAGACACUGAAAGCAGCCUUAACCAAAGUCGAGUCAGUUCAUCCUGGGUUCACAUACGACUUUGUAGUAGGCAUUAUGAGGCAGGGAGACCUUAGUGUGAAUAUGAAUGAAAGUAUUCUUCGGCUUCAAGGAGCAGCUUCCGAAACUGAUGCUGUGGAGUACCGAUUAAGUCGUUCAGAAGAUGCAUUCCAGGAACUCAAUAGAAAGUCGGCAGCACUGAAAAAAAUCCUCAGUAGGAUACCUGAUGAAAUAACAGACAGAAAAACAUUCCUUGAAACUAUAAAGGAGAUUGCAAGUGCCAUUAAGAAGCUGUUGGAUGCAGUCAAUGAAAUCGCUGGAUUCAUUCCAGGACCAAAUGGGAAACAGGCUUUAGAACAGCGGAAAAGAGAGUUUGUUAAAUUCUCUAAACGUUUCAGCAACACUCUCAAGGACUACUUCAGAGAGGGCCAAGCAAACGCAGUUUUUAUCAGCGCAUUGUACUUGAUUCACCAAACUAACAUGAUCAUGGCCACUGUCAAGAACAAGUGUGAAUAGUCAAGACACCUGUACAUAUAGAUAAGUUCACUAUUUUGGAAAGAUAAAUAUAAUUUAUUCUAAUGACAUAUUAGAGACUGAAUAUGUUAAACAAUAAUGUAUUGCAAAUUACACUAUUAUUAACCAUGUUAUCGUAUUAAAUAAAUAUAUC